Molecule: messenger RNA, 513 nt
Organism: Knipowitschia caucasica
Lineage: Eukaryota; Metazoa; Chordata; Actinopteri; Gobiiformes; Gobiidae
Source: the annotation of a GenBank genome assembly
AUGCAGGCGUGGUGUUGCAAGCAGCGUGUUUGUCCGCAGCAGACGUGUUGGUAUACAGACGUGGUGUUGCAGACAUGGUUGUUGGGCAGGACAGUGGUUUGGAUGAAGGAGUGUUGGGUGGUGUGGAAGAUGUUUGGGUGGGUUGUUGGAAGAGAUGUAGGUUGGGGGAGGGGAUAUUUAGGUGGGGGGGGGGAUGGGUACGGGGUUGAAGAUGUAUGGGGGGGUGGGGGGUGGGGGGGGGGGGGGGGGGGGGGGGGAUUUAGGGGGGGAUAUGAGUUGGGGAUGGAUGUAGGGGGGGUUGGAUGGGGGAUUGGAGGGGGGGGGGAGGAUAUGGGAGGGGAUUUGGGGGGGGAUGGGGAUGUGAGGUGUGGGGGAGUGGGGGGAUGGGUGUGUGUGGUGGGUGAGGGGGGGGAGUGGGGAGGGAGGGGUGGGGAUGGGACUGAAGGAGGGGGGUGGAUGGGGGGAUGGAAGAGGGGGUGGGGGGAGAGUGAGUUAGUGGUGGGUGGGUGGUGA